CUCGUCGGCGGAACCACGCUCCAGCCCACACACACUGAAGAGGCGAAGGGGAAGGUCUGGGACCAUGUGGAGGAUGACGCGCCUGGCGGGGGCCCUGCUGCUUCUGCUGCUCUGCAGUGAAGUGAGGAGUCAGGAUGCCGGGGACACGCCCACCACCGAUCCUCCAGCAGGUGGCAGCGCAGUGGCAGAUGGCCCAGUGUCCACCCUAGCCGCAGGCGCCACAGCGCCACCUGCCACCGAGAGUGCCGCACCGGCCGGAGGCAGCCAGCCACCAGUGACCAUGUCACCAGACGCCCCGGUGACUGCCGCCGUCGCAGCCGGCGUCGAUGACAGCGCGGCCCUGGACGACCUGGUGGAGAUGCCGGCCAGCUGGGAGUGUGUCACGGGGAGAGGAGAGUUGCCGGUGCUCUCCCACCAGCUGCCGCGAACCACCAACAGCUGCGAGGAGACCAAGCGCCUCUUAAUGGGGGUCCCUUUCAAGGUCAAGUGCAAGCCAAACCCCGAGAGCUUGUGUCCGGUGCAGCUCUUCCAGGACCAAGACAUGCUGAUGCUGAGCGCCAGCCACCCCGAACCCAGCAGCUUGGAGGAGGUCAUUAACAUUUUGAACUCCAAGGGCUCCUUGUCCGGCUCCUCAUCCGGCUCCUCGUCCGGCUCCUCGUCCAGCUCCUCGUCUGUGUUCGUGGGGAUCCUGGUGUCCGGACUCCUGGCCGCCGUCGCACUCACGGUGGGCUACUUCAAGUGUCAGCGCCGGUCUGACGGGAAGGGAGCGCAACUGGCGGAUGAGGCCUGUCCCGUGGACCCACAGAACCAGGGCAACACGCUGGUGUCCGUGGCUCCCCUGCAUCCACCACCAGAGACGCAGGAGAAGCCCAACAUCAACGGGGAGACGCCUGACGCCGUCAAGACGGAGACCCCGCCCACCAACGGCCACUCUGCCGCCAAGACUGCCGACACCGAGCUGUGAACCUCACACUCGCGCUCGCUCAUACACGACACACACACACUCACUCACUCACACACUCAGAGACUCAUGGACUGCUCCUCGCACCCGGACCCUCCCCAACUCCAAGACCAGCUUGAUGAUGAUGAUGAUGAGGAGAGACGAUGACGAAGGCUCGGCCCGGGCUGAAGGGAGGACGGACCCGGGGAGCAUGACUCAGCAGCUGCCGCUGCUCAACACAGGAGACUCGUCUGAUCCCAGCAGUGACAUCAUCAUGUCGGCGACCUCAUCUCAGCUGACGUGGGUUUCUCUCCCGUCACUUCCUGUUUCCCACUGUAUAUUCUCGAUUAGCUGCGUUUGUUGACGUCUGUACAGUUUUGUUGUUGUGUUUAUUGGUGCCAAAUCUGUGUUUGUCAUGUGGGUCGGAGCGUGUGGCGCCUCCUGUGCUGCACUGGUCCCACUUUAUCUGCAGCCACUGUAAACAGGAAGCGACAGUGUUUUGUAUCUUUUGUCUAACACGCUAACGUUGACUUGAAUAAACGU
Molecule: messenger RNA, 1483 nt
Organism: Synchiropus splendidus (mandarinfish)
Lineage: Eukaryota; Metazoa; Chordata; Actinopteri; Syngnathiformes; Callionymidae
Gene: cd34
Product: CD34 molecule
Exons: 7
Coding region: 65-964 (299 amino acids)
Biological process (GO): cell adhesion
Cellular component (GO): membrane
Source: RefSeq, a predicted model, not a curated record